This is a messenger RNA of Drosophila gunungcola (fruit fly), 1050 nucleotides long. RefSeq lists its product as uncharacterized. Gene Ontology annotation, molecular function: nucleic acid binding. The record is from RefSeq and is a predicted model, not a curated record. Lineage: Eukaryota; Metazoa; Arthropoda; Insecta; Diptera; Drosophilidae. The transcript is spliced from 3 exons. The coding region runs from base 1 to 1050 and encodes 349 amino acids. Gene Ontology annotation, biological process: DNA integration.
AUGAAGCCCCACGCCUUCGCUUAUUUGGACGACAUCAUCGUCAUCGGGGCAACGUGGGAGGACCAUGCGCGCAAUCUGAGGGAAGUCUUCCGGCGCCUGCGAGAAGCGAAUCUACGCUUAAAUCGGGGUAAGUGCCAGUUCUUCCAAAGAAGAUUAGUGUAUUUGGGUCACCUGAUCAGCGAGGAAGGCAUCAGGACAGACCCCAAAAAAAUAAAGGCAAUUCAAGGACUACAUCCCCCGACUAACGUCAAGGAACUUCGCCGCCAUCUCGGAAUCGCAUCUUGGUACAGACGUUUUGCCCAAGACUUUGCCUCCCUAGUACAACCAAUGUCGGGUCUUCUGAGGAAGGGAGUAAAGUGGACCUGGGAAGAACCCCAACAGCAGGCAUUCAAUUUACUAAAGGCGCGAAUUGACUACCAGUUCGGCGUACUUUACCGGAAGGGUAAAUACAACGUGGUCGCCGACGACCUCUCCCGGCAACCACUCGGAAGACUCCAGUUACUCGCGGAACUUAAGUGCCACUGCAAAUGGGUACGAAAGAUGCAUGAGCAGGUCCAAAGACGUCCCGAGAAAUUUCCGGACUACUCCCUGGAUAAUGGACAGCUUUAUAGACACAUAGGACAUCCCACAGGCGUCAGGGUAGGAAACCCCUGGAAGCUGGGCGUACCCCGAAAACAGCGUCAACGCGUACUAGGAGAAUGCCACGUCCAUCCCUCCGCCGGGCACCUGGGCAUCCGGAAAACACUCAGGAGGGUCGCCCAACGUUACUGCUGGCCUGGACUUCAUCGGGACGUGGUACGGUAUGUCACUAGCUUUCUGACCUGCCAACAGUACAAGACUUCGUUGGACCCCUUCCCCGGACCCGACGCGAAAACACCGAGGAGGUUGAUUUGCGACAACGGCACGCAAUUCACCAUCCGAAGCUUUCGGGCGUUCUACCGGAACAACGGUAUUCAACUGGAGUACACCGCUCCGUACUCCCCCCAGCAAAAUUCGACGGAGCGCGCCAACCGUACUAUUAAGACAAUGAUAGCACAAUAUGUGAAUUAG